UACACAGCCAACGAGGCUGCCGUUAUGCCUCCUUUUUUCUAUUUUCUCCCACCAAUUCGCUGCACUGACUGCCACAAUCUUAGAGCGAGAGAGAGGGGGGGCUGGGAUUUACGGAAACUCUUCCUUUCUCCUCUCUUUUCUGCAAAUCUUUCUCUCAAAAAGUUUUGAUUUUUUUAUUGUGGAAAUGUCAUUGGGAAAGGCGCCUGAAACCUCUCCACAGGUGAAUGACGACGACACUCACGAUCUCUUAUUCGCUAAAAGAGGUUGCUGCUCAUGGAUUCCAUGCCUGGGCUCGACCCCAGGCUCCACCAUUGGAUCAUCUUGGUGGGAGCGAAUCAAGAAGGCAGAGAGCGAGGACCGGUGGUGGACCCGAGGGUGGAAGAAGUUUCAAGAGUGGUCUGAGCUCGUGGCCCGUCCGAAAUGGAAGACAUUUGUUCACCGGUUCAAGAAAAACCGCACUGGAUUGGAAGCGACCGAUGGGCAUGGGAAAUUCAACUAUGAUCCUAUGAGUUACGCACUGAACUUCGACGAGGGGAUGGGGCAAAACAACCAUUUGGAUGAGGAUUAUUUGGGCCGCGACUUCUCGUGCCGAUAUGCUUCAAUUCCAGCUUCAGCUAAGUCGUCAAUGGAUUUGGGGAAGGACGCACCAGAGUUCACGUGACACGCCACGAUGGUAGUAGAAGCGGUUUCAACGUGGAUCUUAGCUCCGAUGCUGGGGGAGAAUCACAGGGAGGCAAGAGAAAAGCGCGGUACUUUGAUUUGACUUUUUCUCUUUCUAUAUGGGUCGGAGCCUCGCAAGUGGUCGGUGACACGUGGGGCGCUCUAGAUUUUUCAUAUUAUGAAAUUUUAAUAAAUUCUUCACCCUUUCAUAAAAAGAAAGGGAAUAAAAUGCAUGUGAUUUGUAUAUGGUAGUUUGGAGGAUCAUUAAUUCAGGUUGAAAGUGGGACUUUGACCAUUUAGGAUUGUGAACAAUGAACUAAUAUAUUAAUUUUAUUAACAAAAAAAAGUUCUUCUAAACAACAUUAUUGACGUGCGAUAUCUAAUAUCUAUUACGUCAAUAAUUGUAUACGAAUGUCACAUUUGUAGUACAAUGUGUAACAAA
Molecule: messenger RNA, 1102 nt
Organism: Carya illinoinensis
Lineage: Eukaryota; Viridiplantae; Streptophyta; Magnoliopsida; Fagales; Juglandaceae
Exons: 1
Coding region: 185-661 (158 amino acids)
Source: RefSeq, a predicted model, not a curated record